CGGCGGGAGGCGGACGCCAGGGGGCGGCCUAGUGUUCGCCCUGCGGGGGCUGGUUUCCGGCCGCGCAGGCGCAGGAGGCCGCGUGCCCGACCCGGGGCCGCAGGAAAGAAAAAUUCUAUUUGCUGUGUGGAGAAUGGACUGGAAAAGAGAAAGAAGUGGGAGUCCAUGCAGGAAACUGUUGCCGAAGCCCAGAGUAUCUUCAAACCAGUGCCCGGGGCCAGCCAGGACACGUGAGUGACCCAGGUGUCUGGGUGGAGACCUGAGCUGGGAGAACGAAGACGCUCUUGGAAGAGUGGAUGAGCCCAGACUGGCUGAGAAUAAAAAGACACCGAUUGUGGGAACGCCGACACCCGAGCAUUUAGAAUGAACCUGGAACCUGCUGAGCACAGCGGCAUGGGCAGGAAAGCCCAGGACGGCAGCCGAGGCGCCCCCCGCAGAGUGCUGCCCCCUGCCCUGGGGCUGCUGCUGCCCAUGGCCCUCCUGAACGCGCUCCUCUACCUCUUCCUGGCCUGGGUUUUCAUCGCCCCUACCCCCUCUGCGCCGGCCUCCACUCACUGUCCCCGCGGACACUUCAGAAUGGGACAGAUGAAAAACUGUUCACCGUGGCUGUCCUGCGAGGAGCUGAGGACCGAAGUGAGGCCGCUGAAGCGUGUCGGGGAAGGAGCCGUGAAGAGAGUCUUUCUGUCUGAGUGGAAGGAGCGCAAAGUGGCGCUCUCGCGGCUCACGAGUCUGGAGAUGAAAGACGACUUCCUGCAUGGGCUGCAGAUGCUGAAAGGUCUGCAGAGUAAACACGUAGUCACCCUGCUUGGCUACUGUGAGGACGACAACACCGUCCUGACCGAGUAUCACCCCUUGGGCUCCUUGAGCAAUCUGGAAGCAACGCUAAACCUUUCCAAGUACCAGAACGUGAACACGUGGCAGCGCAGGCUGCAGAUGGCCGUGGACUAUGUCAGCAUCAUCCACUACUUGCACCACAGCCCCCUGGGCACGCGGGUCAUGUGUGACUCCAGCGACCUGCCCAAGACGCUGUCGCAGUAUCUGCUGACCAGUAACUUCAGCCUCGUGGUGAACGACCUGGACGCCUUGCCCCUGGUGAACCGCAGCUCCAGGACGUUGGUCAAGUGUGGCCACCGGGAGCUGCACGGGGACUUUGUGGCUCCAGAGCAGCUGUGGCCCUAUGGGGAAGACAUGCCUUUUGAUGAUGACCUCAUGCCCUCCUAUGAUGAGAAGAUUGACAUCUGGAAGAUUCCAGACAUCUCUAGUUUCCUUUUGGGGCACGUUGAAGGGAGCGAUAUGGUCCGGUUUCAUUUGUUUGAUAUUCAUAAAGCCUGUAAGAGCCAGACUCCUGCAGAGCGACCCACGGCACAGGAUAUUCUAGACACUUACAAGAAGGUUUUGAAUUUACUCAGAGAUACCGUGAUGUCCCAGACAAGAGAAAUGCUAUAGAAACCAGUGUCCUUCUCAGUGAAGGACAGGUUUUAGGGAACAAAUGGAAGAGUUAUAGCAAUUCUUGCUCUGACGGAGAGGUCCUUCCUCUGCAUCCACAUGCACACGUGAGUGGUGUUCGCCCCCCGGGGACCGGGGUGGAAGCUGCUGAGGGCACACUGGUUUUGGCUGAAGUCCGGCCUCACUCUCUCACGCUGAUCACUCCUGGCUGCAGAGGAGAGAAUCAGUGAAUCUAGCCAUAGCUGAAGGAAGUAACAAAAAUGUAGCGACAAAGACGCUUUUCUUGCCCUAAUUACUGAGUCUGUAAGCUCAUAGGAUAUGUAUAUAGAAAAGGUUUCUAAAUGGCAGGAUAUGAAAGAAACAUGCAGUAGCUUUCCAAAGAACUGUUUUUCUCAUUUUUUAAGGUGGUAAUCAACAUGACCAGGGCCACAGGAGUAUUUGCAAUCUGUUUCACACGGCAUUGUUGAGGCCAUCUUUAGUAUUUUAAAUGAUUGUUUAAAUGUUUAUUUUAACGAAUGUGAAAUUCUUAUGCCAUCCUCUUUCCAAAAACCUAAAGAACUAUGAGAGCAUGCUAUUUGAAGUUUUGAAUGGACAAGGAAUAUUUAGGACAGCAAGUAUGAGGGAAAUUAUAUCUAUGUUACUGCCUUGGAUGGUGCUUAUGAAAUUCCUGUUUACCUUCCAGCUAGGUUUUCUGUGUCCAGAAUUAAUUAUUGUGAACAAUUUAUAUCAAUAUCACUCAUUACUGGAAAAUGUCAAACCCUUCCACUUGAGUUGCAUGUUGGAAUCCUUUAGAAAGUUCUUUCUUGGUCACUGUCAUCCUCAUUUGUAGAUUUGGUGUGUAUUAAUCACCACUAAUAAGGUGGUUAAAGCUGACAUUGGGGGGCAAAGAUGCCCUGCAACAGAUGUUGCCUUCCCUUGAACUUGAGCAGGUGUCAGAAUCACCAGAACCAUAGGGAACUGGGUCCCACUGCAGAGUCUCUGACUCAGUAGGUCUGGUGCAGAGUCUGGGACUUUGCAUUUCUAACUGGUGCUGCUGGUCUUGGGACUACAUUUUGAGAGCCACCGUCCUUAACUGUUAGGGAGGGUACUACAAGCAGUAGGAUAGGGCAGUAUAACUAGUAUUAUGUCCUAUUUUACCACUUGUGGGGCUGAUUGGGUCAUAUGGUUGAUCAGAGAAUAUGCUUCCCUAGAGUAUUUUAACUGUCACUUUUUGUUAUAAAAACUCUGCCGCAGCCAGCCAGGAUGCCUGUGAUCAAGAGGGUGGGCAACCACAAGUGUUGUCGAGGAUGUGGGCAAUUGGAACGCUCUGGUAGAAAUGUCAUAUGGUGCAGCUGCUUUGGAAAACAGUCUGGCAGUUGCCCAAAAAGUUAAAAAUAGAGUUGCCAUGACCCAGCAAUUCUGCUCCAAGUAUUUACCCAAGACAAUUGAAAACCUGUCUGUCUACGAAAAAUCUUGCACAUGAAUAGUCAUAGUGACAUUCAUAAUAGACAAAAGAUGGAAAUAACCCAAAUGUUCAUCAACCGGUAAAUAGAUAAAUGGAUAAAGAAAAUGUGGUAUAUCCAUACAAUAAGAUAUUACUCAGCCAUGAAAAGGAAUGAAGUACUGAUAUAUAUUCCAACAUAGGUGAACCUUGGAAACAUUCUAAUUGAAAGAAGCCAGUCACAAAAGGCCCCACAUUGUAUAUAUGCUUCCAUUUAUAUGAAAUGUCCAGAACAGACAAAUGCAUACAAAUAGAAAGUAGAUUAGUGGCUGGCAGGGGGUCAGGGCUGAAGAAUGGGGAGUACUCUUGCUAGUGAGUACAGAGUUUCUUUUUUGGGGUGAUGAAAAUGUUUUGAAAUUAUAUAGUGAUGGAUGUAGAACUCUGAAUGUAUUAAGUAACUGAAUUGUAUAAAAGGACAAAUUUUAUGGUAUGUGAAUUAUAUCUCAAUAAAGCUGAGGGAAAAAAACCCACCUCUGUGCCAAGGCUGUGUAUCCCUUAUGACACUCUUCACUUGGUGUAGGUGGUUAUUGUGUGGAGUUGUUGGUCGUAUUACCCUAUUCAUGAUGUAAAUCUUGUAUGAGGGUUUUUCUUUGCUUUUGGACUUUGCAUUGGAGCGAAAUCAUCAGGCUAAACAAAUUUGUUUUGAACUAUUGACAGUAGAGCUAAAAUAAACAGCAUGGUGUGGGGGAAGGGGCACUGUGUUAGGGCCAGAAGACUGGAGUUCUAAUACCAGCCCCUCCUCUGAUUCAUUGUGUGGCCUCAGACUAACUGAUUUCUAAAAUGAGAGCGUCAGUGGGAGCCAUUUCCUCCACUGUGCUUCUCUUAAGUUCUCUCCGAUGCUUCAUCAUGCCAGUCCCAGAUGCCAACCAGGAUCUGGCCUGUCAGGGUUCAGUCAUUAGCUUGUGCUCAGACAUAAUUCAGUACCCAAAGAACUGCAAAAUCCUAAGAGCAAGUUAUAGCCUAGCUAAAGCCGAGAUGGGGAGUUCAUUGCCCAAUUAGCUGCCUGGCACUCCGCAGAAGUGUUAUCAGGAGGGGAGACCAAUGAGGUGAGCCAUUCUCAAAGCAUAGCCAGUCUUCAGGGCUCUCUCCCUGCUUACCUAUUCCAAAUGUUAAAAAAACAAACCACCGACCUAUAGGUUUAUAAUGGGCUUUCUCAUUAUCUCAUGUGAUGCUACAAACACUCCAAGCCUCUGGGGGCAUCCAGUGAUUGUUAAUGAUUCAGCAGAGACAGAACACAGGGCUGUUUCCAAAGGAGACGCGUGCAGCUGGGAGCGAGGUGGAGAGCUCAUCUGCCACAGCUCUCUGCAGAAAGG
Zalophus californianus (California sea lion) is the source of this 4239-nucleotide messenger RNA. It is a transcript of the gene POMK, whose product is annotated as protein O-mannose kinase. Gene Ontology annotation, molecular function: protein kinase activity; ATP binding; carbohydrate kinase activity. The transcript is spliced from 6 exons. Lineage: Eukaryota; Metazoa; Chordata; Mammalia; Carnivora; Otariidae. Gene Ontology annotation, biological process: carbohydrate phosphorylation; protein O-linked glycosylation; protein phosphorylation. The record is from RefSeq and is a predicted model, not a curated record. Gene Ontology annotation, cellular component: endoplasmic reticulum membrane. Bases 364 to 1446 code for a protein of 360 amino acids.